AUGUAUCGGAUUGUUAGUUAUGCUCUUUUUCAUGCCAAUUUGAUGCAUUAUUUAUUCAAUAUUAUGGCUCAAAUUUCUUUGAGUAGUUUAUUAGAGACUCAUCGUUUCAAAAGCUCCAUCAAACUUUUUGCAUGUACCUUCAUUUCAAUUGUAUUUGCAUCGAUAUCACAACUCGUGAUUGCAUGGUUAAUGGACACAAUUUCAUUGUAUGUCUUUGGUUACAAUGUUAGAAGUGGUAAUUUUGUAAAGGGGAGUAACAAGAGUGCCUCUUCCAUGUUUAACAUGUUGAACGAUAUUCCAAUUAUCAACGAGUGUUCAAUUGGAUUUUCCGGUGUGAUUUUUACCUAUCUCACCAUUCUGUCUAUUGAUGGAUUCCAAUCUACCCAGUCACUUUUUGGACUUGUAACUGUUCCGUCCAAGUAUUAUCCAUGGAUACUCUUAUUUGUGACAGAAUUGCUUAUUUCGAAUGCCUCGUUUGUUGGUCACCUUUGUGGAAUUGUGAUGGGAUAUUUUUAUGUAUUUGUUUUUGAACGAAAUGUAUUAAUUUCGCACUACUAUGAAAAACUACUUUGCCAAACUGAAAACAUGAUCAUUCCUAAUGUAGUGAUAAAUUUGGAGUGUUAUUGGCCAAAUUCUCAACAGAAAACGAAUUUGGCACCUUCGAAUAAUAGUGGAUCAUUUCUUGCUCACAUGAUGGAAACGGGACAAGUGUCUUCAUCCUAUGCAAGAUCAGGUAAUGGUGAUUAUUGGGAACAAUUGUCAUCAAGCGGAAGGACACUUGGCUGCCAUUAA
Molecule: messenger RNA, 792 nt
Organism: Naegleria fowleri
Lineage: Eukaryota; Heterolobosea; Eutetramitea; Acrasida; Naegleriidae
Exons: 1
Coding region: 1-792 (263 amino acids)
Cellular component (GO): membrane
Molecular function (GO): serine-type endopeptidase activity
Source: RefSeq, a predicted model, not a curated record